Messenger RNA from Diachasmimorpha longicaudata, 3830 nucleotides. RefSeq names its product cyclic AMP-dependent transcription factor ATF-6 alpha (gene Atf6). NCBI's taxonomy places the organism in Eukaryota, Metazoa, Arthropoda, Insecta, Hymenoptera, Braconidae. Gene Ontology annotation, molecular function: RNA polymerase II cis-regulatory region sequence-specific DNA binding; DNA-binding transcription factor activity, RNA polymerase II-specific. Gene Ontology annotation, biological process: regulation of transcription by RNA polymerase II; endoplasmic reticulum unfolded protein response. The transcript has 2 exons. Gene Ontology annotation, cellular component: nucleus. The coding region runs from base 534 to 2723 and encodes 729 amino acids. The record is from RefSeq and is a predicted model, not a curated record.
UCUGAGCUUUCGGAAGCAACUCAUUAAGUGAUUUUAAACGACCUGGCGCGGCAUGAUCGGUGAAGUUCUACAAUUUAACUACCGAUUAGCGGUAGUAAUUAGAAGGUGCUCCUAACUAAUUGUCAGGGCUUGCCAUGGGCCCAGAGAAGCAUGUGCAUAGCACACUGACUGCUAUAGAUCAGUGGUGUAACUGCAUGUUUUGGAGGCUCGUCCAAUCGUACUUGGAACAAGUACAACUUGGUGGCAUUGACUCGGUUCAUUCCCUCCUGAACGCUCGGCAGUGCCGGUCGCAUUUGGCGUUAACGCGACGGGAAUCAGGCGGGUGAUAAUACAAAAACCGGUAUUUUCAAAAGUUGAAGUUAAAUGAUUAAUAUUCCUCUUCUGCAAUCGACGAGCCAGUGAAACUGUUUAUUCCAAGAUUUUUUCUACAACGAGUUCAUCGCGGUUUUAGCGAAAGGUUAAAGGUAGAAAUGCGAUUAUUUUGCGGUACUUGUGACUGAAGGAGUGAGGAUUGUACACAAGCUGUAGUGACUAUGAAGCAGGAGCCGGACCACUGUAUUUUGGAUAUUAACGACGAAACAGAAUGGCUCAUGGAUGAUGACUGUCCACUGCCUGUGGAUGAUUUCCUCGAGGCUCUGAGCUCGGAAUUGGAGAUUCCCCUCCUUCUGAAUGGAGAGGGAUCGCCUGAUCACGAUGAGAGCCCCGACGAGAUAAUGAGAAAUGCAUCGAUCGAUUCAUUUCCGAAUUUGGAAAAACUGGGAUUGAAUUUUAAUGAGCUGGAGAAUGUAUUCUCCACCAUUAAUGAUAACAAACCGGCUGGCAAUGUCAUUGAGUGCGAGGGGAACUCGCGAUUCCCACCCUCUCCAAGUCCAAGUCACUCGGAGUCGAGUCUGUCCGAGUGGCCAAGUGACUUUCCAACGAGUGUCAAGUUGACCCUGGAGACACCACCAAUAUCUCCACCUCAGAAUGAAUCCCCACCGGUUUCACCGUCUCCAAACGUCACUUCUCCCUUUCUUCAUCCCAUUAAACUCAUCCCGGUCUCGACGAGCGAUGAAUCUCAACCGAAAAUCCCUCCCCAACGAGCGCAUAAAUUCGUCCUGACGAAGGGAAAUCCGUCGAAAAGACCAGCUGCACCAGCACCCAAUACUGAACAACCGAAAAAAAUGAUCGUACUGAGUGCACAAGAUUUCGCAGCACUGACAAAAAAAUUCAAACAAAAUGGUCCAAGCGUACAACCCCUGAAAAUUCAAACCCUGAAGACGCGACAGGUGAUAAAUCCUCCGAAACCGGAAAUGCCUAAGCCUCAGAAUUUACCUGCAAUCGAUGAUAAGAAUCAGGUAAAGAUCAUCAACGCCUUUCCACAAAUAAAAAUCGGGAAGCAAGAGGUGAUGCCGGCCGAGGCUAAAAUCCUCUCGUGUCCCCCCGUGAUAAUAAAGAACGAGACUCCAAACAUUCCGCAGAUUCUCAUAAAGAAUGAGAUGCCCCAGGAGCUGGCGAACUUCACAGCUCGUCAGGAGUGCGAACUGAAGGCUUUGAAACGCCAGCAGAGAAUGAUAAAAAAUCGGGAGUCCGCCUGUCUCUCCCGCAAGAAGAAAAAGGAGUACGUGAACUCCUUGGAGAGCCAGAUAGCAGAGCUCCAGGAGGAGAACAACAAAUUGAAAAUGGAAAAUUCACUGUUGAAGCAGCGAUUGAACUCUUUCGACAACUCGUCUCGUCACUCAAGUGAUUCUAAAGCCAAUGUUAGGCUCAAUGUCAACCGGAAGAACACUGCUAUCGUCUUGGCGAUGGUCUUCAUGGUCUCCUUUAACAUGCUGUCAAGUAUAAAUUUAUUCUCUGUAGAUCGCCGACCUGACAGUCUCCUCUCCGAAGACAUUCCACUGUCCCUCCCCAACGUCAGACACGGGAGAUCCCUCCUUUGGAAAGCAGAGGAACCAGAGGAGGAGAUCAAACCCAACAAGACGGUUGACGAUCACCCGAUGUGUCCGAUGUACAUAAAUCAGACGGAAUCCCUGCGACUGGACUACGAACUUCGAAGGUGGAUUGGAGGAAGUUCCAAUAAACAGAACUAUCGAAAGGAUGUAGUCAAGCCAGAUUCCAGGUUCAAUUCGCCUCUGGGAAAGAUGCUUCUUCCCAGGAUGAGGCACCAGGAGAAGAUUUCAAAUGAAGUUAAGAUUGCGCCGCAGAAGAAUGAGACAGAAUCGGCGGUGAACGCUGUAGAGAUCUUCUCACCUGUCACCAAGGACUACGCACGCAUCUUCGAUACACUUAGGAGACGAGAUGACACAUUCUAUGUUGUCUGGUUCAGCGGGGAAAACCUGCUGCUCUCUGCCUCGAGACAAAAUAAAACCGUCAGGCCGAAGAUGUCUCUGGUUUUUCCCGCUCCAGUCAACACAAGUAGUUCACCCUCCGAGCAAAUCACUAUGAUGCAAAUUGAUUGUGAAGUCACUGACACACAGUUGGUGCAUAUCUCGAAAUCCGAUAUACCGGAAAAUUUGAAGAAAAAUCAGGAAAAGGGGGAAAACCGGGAGGCAGGAACUCCGAAUAAAAUUAAAGAGUUUGAAAAACCGUACGUUUCCGAACAGAAAAUCGACAAUUUCUCUGAUCAGCGACCUUACAUUAUCAAUGACAAGUUUAAUAAUUAUAAUGUUGAAAAUAAUUUAGUGCAGGUGGAGAAUUCGAAGGCGAGUUUCUUCCGAAAAAAUUUAAGGAAGAACUUGUCCUAAGGGGUGCAAUAAUUUAAGAGAAAUUUUGAGAUGAAAAUUCACCGAAGUUUUUUGGAGAGAAUUACAAUCAUGAUUUUUUAAAAUGAUUUAUUUAUGAUAAACAAAAGUACUUCGAUUCCAUUUUUAUCAUGGAUUGACACUUUUAUAGAGUGGAAUUUCAAUGGGUCUCUUCUUGAGCAUAAUUAAUUAAGAUUAAACAGGAUAUUAUAAGAAGAGUGUAAUUGUAACGAUAAGAGCAACUUUUUUCACUUUGCUGCCAAAUUAAUCAUCGGUUAACCAAUGAUCCAAGUGAUAAAGUGUAAUCAUGACUGACGAAUGCAUAAAAAUACUAGAUAUAUGCAAUAAUUUGUGGAGAUAAUGUUUUAGGAAUAAUCAACCAAGUGCAAAUCACGUGAUACGAUGUACAUAAUACGUUUCUCAAUGUCUCCGUAUAUUAGAAUUUAAGGUAGUAAAAUGAAUUGUACAAUUGAUUCGAUCUUUUUCCUUUGGAGCACCGCUUGCCUCACGCUACAAUUUUUUUCACCGAAAGUAGGUUUGUAAGGGUCUGAUAAACUUCGGUUUCUCGUGUGUUUAUUUCACACAAAGGGGAAAGGAAUAAAAGCCACUGUUCCAAUGAUGAAUAACUCGAAAUAGGCAGAGUGAAGUUUAGCGAUUUUUUUCACUGCAGAGGCAUUUUUUGAGGCUUUAAAACAACACUUGAUUCGUCGCAAUUGCCUCAUUCGUUCACGAGAUAUUGGAAAUCCAAGGCCGAUUUAUCCUCCAUUUCCCCGAUAACUAGAUGAUAAGUGAUAUGUACCAGUAUUGAGGACAUGCGAGAGAUAAUUAUAAAAGAAUUUAUUAAAAAAUAAAGUGAUUAUCUUGGCACAAUUCAUAAUUGCGAAACAAACGUCAAUAACUGAGUUAUUUCAAAUCAGGAGUAGAACUUCCCAAAUAUGUUUCCAAGUCAGUUAUAGUUGAUUUUAUGAUCUUUGCUUUUAUGGUCGGCCUGCCAAGGCGUUUGUGAGCUGUGUAUCGGUGGCAGCCCCCAAAUGAGUAAUAAUAAUCACCACCUGGAAUUUUUUUUUCACCGAAUUUAUCAAAUAAAAUUGUGAACUGUUGGAAGGGAAA